Molecule: messenger RNA, 705 nt
Organism: Didymosphaeria variabile
Lineage: Eukaryota; Fungi; Ascomycota; Dothideomycetes; Pleosporales; Didymosphaeriaceae
Exons: 2
Coding region: 1-705 (234 amino acids)
Source: RefSeq, a predicted model, not a curated record
AUGAAGAUCGCCAUCAGGACGAUAGAGAGAUACGUCGACAGGUUAAUGGAUCAGGCCGACAAAAGCAGCAAAGCAAACGAAGCCACCUACCUAAAGAGUUCGUUUCAAGCGUUCACGGCCAAGCUGGUAGCAUCAUCCGUGCUACUCAACGAGCAUAUACCAUAUAGGCCUCUACCCAAACACCGCAGCAUCGUCAAUACUGCCAUCGACGUACCCAUCAUACCUAGCGAAGGGACCGCUCGUGCACACGACUUGCUUCCACCAGUGAAACCGCAAAAGCAGCACCUGGGGGCCCAAGACACCCCUACCAGUCAACCACCGAAACCGGCUGCUCGCAUCCACACGCGAUGGGCAAAAGAGGAAGAGGAGCUGCUCAUCCGACUGAGAGAGGGAGACGACGAAACCAUUGAGGAAAACCGGUUCGAGGCCUUUCGUCACCACUUCCUUGGUCGCUCAUCCGCGGCGAUGAAACGCGAAUAUUACGACCUACGACCGAAACAGCAGGACAGGCAUUGGAAAAAGUUGAAAGCAACCCACGCCUCUGAUGACGAUAGCGUGCACCACGAACACAUCUCAGAAACCAACUCAAACCCCGAUAGCGAGAACAACGCCAAUACUACUACCGCACUCACGCCUCUCCCGCCACUCCCCGCAAAAGCUGCAGGACAUGUACCAUGUCCUAACCAAAACCGGAGUUGCAACUGA